AUGGAGCACCCCGAAAACAAGUACGGCGACUCGACAACCGACGAUGAGGCCGGCUCUCAGACCACAGAGGACGACGUCCCGCAGCGGCAAGCCCCCGCCGCGCCCCCUCCGCCUGCGCCUGCCGCCGCCCCCGCUCCAGCGACCGUGACCGCCCGCGAGCGACCGCACUACGAGCUCAGACACACCAUGCGCGGGCACACGUCCUCGAUCUCCGCCGUCAAGUUCAGCCCGGACGGCACGCUGCUCGCCUCAUGCGCGAACGACAAGGCGGUCAAGAUCUGGUCUCCCUUCACCGGCGAGCUCAUCCGGAACCUCAACGGACACACCAAGGGGCUGUCUGACAUCGCGUGGUCCGCGGACAGCGUCAACCUCGCCUCUGCCUCCGACGACCACACACUGCGCAUAUGGGAGGUCGACACGGGCUUGACGCAGAAGGUGCUCAAGGGCCACACGAGCUACGUCUUCUGCGUCAACUACAACACCGCGUCGAACCUCCUCGUCUCCGGCGGCUGCGACGGCGAGAUCAGGAUAUGGAACGUGGAGAAAGGGAAGUGCAUCAAGAAGAUCCUCGCGCACCUCGACUACGUGACCGCCGUGCACUUCAACCGCGACGCGUCCCUCAUCGUCUCCUGCUCCCUCGACGGCCUCAUUCGAAUAUGGAACACCACCACCGGGCAGUGUCUCAAGACCCUCGCCGAGAGCCACGACGCGAUAUGCCAGCACGUCCAGUUCUCGCCCAACUCCAAGUACAUCCUCUCCACCGCGCACGACAGCGCGAUCCGCCUCUGGGACUACCAGACCUCGCGCUGCCUGAAGACGUACGUCGGGCACACGAACCAGAAGUUCUGCAUCGCCGCCUGCUUCUCCGUCACCGGCGGGAAGUGGAUCAUCUCCGGCUCGGAGGACAACAAGGUGUACAUCUGGGACCUCCAGAGCCGCGAGGUCGUCCAGACGCUCGAGGGCCACACCGACGUCGUCGUCGCCGUCGCGACGCACCCACAGCAGAACAUGAUCGCGUCCGGGUCGAUGGACUCGGAUCUGUCGAUCCGCCUGUGGACGGAUCGCGGGGGCUCGUAG
Molecule: messenger RNA, 1077 nt
Organism: Epithele typhae
Lineage: Eukaryota; Fungi; Basidiomycota; Agaricomycetes; Polyporales; Epitheliaceae
Product: WD40 repeat-like protein
Exons: 7
Coding region: 1-1077 (358 amino acids)
Molecular function (GO): protein binding
Source: RefSeq, a predicted model, not a curated record